Molecule: messenger RNA, 5373 nt
Organism: Armigeres subalbatus
Lineage: Eukaryota; Metazoa; Arthropoda; Insecta; Diptera; Culicidae
Product: lethal(3)malignant brain tumor-like protein 3
Exons: 7
Coding region: 353-5038 (1561 amino acids)
Biological process (GO): negative regulation of DNA-templated transcription
Cellular component (GO): nucleus
Molecular function (GO): histone binding; chromatin binding; zinc ion binding
Source: RefSeq, a predicted model, not a curated record
UUGUUUCUUCUGUCGAUGCAUCGCACCCGCGAGCCAGGAAUAGGUAACCGACAGAAGCGCAGAAAGUAUUCAUUCAGUGCGUUACAACGACUAUAGCGCUCUCGCGAACUCGUCACAUAGAAAAGUGUUUUUCACUGUGAAAUUGUAUUGACAUUACGGAUGUAAUCAGGCUUCGCCAGAGGUGUCCUUUGAAACUGCUGAACACGACAGACAAGCCAGGUAUUCGUCAACCAUCACAUUAAUCUGCAGCGUGAUAACCUCGGAAACAAGUGGAAGUGACAUACGUGUGCAGUAAAGAGGUGCAUUUUGACAGUUCGUCCUUGAGAUCAAACCAGUUUCCCCCCGAAUCCCAAUGAUGGAACCCGACGAUAGCGACCUAAUUGACAAGCUCAUUUCCCCAACCGGGGCAUUCGGCAGCGGUGGUCAGCAAAAGGUAAUCGUGCAACGGAACUCACCAAUUCUGUUCCCCGGUGGGACACCGCUAACCAUCAAUGCUACGAGCUCGCUCUUGGUGCCGAAUUCGGUGCCACUGUCGGUGGCACCUCAACAACUUUCAUUCGCUACUGCGGCUCAAGCAGGGCUGGACGGCAGUUCGCUUUCGAUGGCUGCGAGCGGAGGUGCCGGAUCGGGGGUGGAUUCCGCCUCGGUCAUUGUACUAAACAAGGACAAUACGCUCCCACCGGGGGCAUUUCCCAUCAACGUGGUGGCAACAGCGGAUCCCCAACAGCAGCAGUUUAUCCACGGGGGCAGCAUGCAGAAAGUCAUCGUGGCGACCAAUCCUGGGGCCAGUGGAGCAACAACCGGUGUUCAGCUUGUGUCCGCGGGUACAAUAAAAGCUUUUCAACAGAAGAUGCAAACACCUGGAUUUAAAGUUCAAAUUGGAAGCACGAAUAUCAUGUCGCUGCAACAAAAAAUAAUCACCCCGCUGAAUCAAUCGACAUCCCAGGGAACCCCCACCAUGACAAUGCUUCAGCAGGGCUCUCUUGCCAUUGCCGGGGCGGGCGAUUUGAAGCGUCUUCCAUCGUCGAUUAAAAUCUUGAAACCACUGGCGCCUAAACCGCCUCUCGGAAACUACGCCAGCACAGUGAUCAAACCUGCCCAGGAGAGCACCAUUCAAACGACUUCGCCAGGUCCAUCCAGUGUUUGCCACCAUGUGCUUCCAUUCGGAACAACUAUAAAAGUAACGGCCGGAAAUGAACAGCUCCCGAUUGCCAUUUCAAAACCGCAGCAAAUUAUUCAAGGCCCUUCCUUAAUUCAACAGCAAGCACAAUAUCAGCCGCAGCAAGCACAACUGCCGCAUAUCCAACAACCGCAGUCUCCAUCGACGUCGACUCUACUCAAGCAAAUCCGUCCGGUUUCACCGGCAGCAAUGGCAUCCCAACCAACCACCGUACUAUCGCCAUCCCAGAAUAAAGUGAUAAUCAACAAAAUAAUUUAUAAACCUCCGGAAGGUCAUCUUGGAACGAACACAACCGCUGGACAAACACGCAUCGUUGCCGCUACUCCACCGCUUUCACCAGGGUCGAUUCCAGAUUUUAAACGAAAAAUCAUAAUCGCCAACAAUGCUAAUCGAUCGCGGCUCUCAUCACCAGGCCAGUCACCAACGUCGAUUCCGCAACGCACAACCACAAUUCAACCGGCUCAGGCGCAGAUCAUCGUUCAAGCCGCCAAUCCGACUCUGCAACUAGCACCGGCGCUCACUGCAGCUAGAACUACCAUCGACAACAUUCCAAACGCCGUGCAAACGGUCAUAUCCACCUGUAACAGUAGCAAUAUCACCGUUACUCCGAUGCCAAUUGAACCAUCACCAGCGCCGACAUAUCCGUUGGUUCAUGAAGAGAAGGCCCAAUCUACUGUCGAUACAGAAGCAAAGAAAUCCGACGAUGUUUCCGAGUCUUCUGAACCAGCGUACCUUAGCUCAUUUGAAGAGUUCCAUAAAACCGUAUCCCAAAGUAGCUGGACGAAGGUGGACACUUCGGAAACCGAAGUUUCUUCAACGACAACUGAACAAAUGGUGGGCGGUAUUGAAGAGCAAGAACACAAAGAUGAUUCGCAUGACGAGGAGGCAGGUGAGGUGGAAGAUGCUGAUGUACAAAUGGAGAUGGAAAUGUUGGACAGUUCACAAGGUUCCGUUAGAUCGAAUAGCCUAAUUGGCAAUGAAAACGUAGAUAAGGAGGAAUGUGAAGAGAAGCCGGAUGACAACCAACCCCGCGAUUUGCCAGUAGGUUUACAAACUCCGAUAAAGAAAGAAGAAGAGCAAAUAACAUCGAACGAGGAAGUUCUGAGCGAAGAAAUAAAAAGCCCAAGGCUUCAGAAAAGAGCCAACUCGGAUGUUCAGCAUCACAGUAGUCCCGUUCGGGCUCGUCGACUUUCAGAACCAUCCAAACAAGACGAAGUUCCAAAAGAGAAUGAGGAUGCCCCUCCAAUGCCGCAACCAUUAGCAGUUGUAAAACGGACCAGAAACAGGAGAUCCGUUAGUAGAAGAAGCAGAUCAUCGAAAUCAUCAGUCCCCUCGUCCCUUUUUUGCAAUGAAAAGUUGGAAACAGAGUCGGAUGAGAGUCGCAGCAUCAAGACUUCGGCGUCUAGUCUGCACACGAUCAGUCCUCCGAAGAAAGAGGACGCGUCGGAUUCACCUCCGGCGUACGAUCAGGAUAAGGUGCAGGAGGCGAUCGAUGUCUACAAGAAGAAGCAAGCGUUGGUCAAAUCGCACCGUGAAAAAAAUCGAUCCGAGUCGCGAUCGGUUGCGGAUCGCGAAGAAAAAGAAGAGAAGGAUUUCAUCGAAGGGGAUUUUGGCUCAACGCCGUCGGACCUUAUCAAGUGGAACGAUGGAAUCGGAUACAUACGAGGCAGUCCUCUUCAUUUCCAGUUCAACCAGUUUGGAUUGGUUGAACCUAUGGACAUCAAAGAAUAUAUGAAACAUGUCAACACAAAUGUGUACGAAUCUCUUAAAGAUCCUCUUAGAGACCGAACAAGUGUAAAAACAGCUCGAAAGAAGCGUAAACCACAGAACGCGGACGGCUCGUACCAUUGCAAGGGAUGUCGAGGCCGUGGCACCGCUGGUGAUUUUGCAACUCCCGAUUAUUGCUCAAUUGCCUGUAUGAAGAAAACUAACAACGAGCCUUUACUUUUGAGUAUUGCCCACUCGAAAGAUCUUCAGAGAAAGGGCAUCGGCUCCGAAUCGUCAGCAUCGAACAGCACCCCACUUCCAACGAGCGACGAUGAAUCGCUAGGAAGUUCGCUCAACUUUGCAAACGCCUUUAAAGAGAAGCGUAUUUUCCCCGCUAAAGAAUCGAGUGGUCCGAAACCUGUUGGCCAAGAUGUAGCAACGACGCAAGAAGUGAGCACACCCAAAUUCUCGUGGGAAACUUAUCUGGCCAAAACACAAAGCACCCCUUCGCCACUGAACUUAUUCGUGAGCCCAUACCCAAGCGUACAGAGCAAGUUCCGCGUAGGAAUGAAGCUGGAGGCAAUUGAUCCGGAGAACAACUCACUGUUUUGUGUGUGCACAAUUGUUGAAGUUCUCGGCUAUCGGCUGAAAUUGACCUUCGACGGAUAUUCGAGAGACUAUGAUUUCUGGGUCAACGCCGAUUCGCUGGAUAUAUUCCCGCCUGGCUGGUGUCAGAAAACGAAGCGUAUUCUGCAGCCUCCCUAUGGGUACGACGGAGAUUUCAGUUGGAAAAAGUAUCUGUACAAGGAGCGGGCGAUGGCAGCACCGUGGGGUUUGUUCAAGCAUCUGAACUUGACGUCCAAUGAGAACAAAUUCGAAAUAGGCAUGAGUUUGGAAGCAGAUGAUCUGAAGAAAUCCGGCAAGGUUUGCGUCGCUUCGGUAACGGAUAAAAUCGAUAAUCGUAUACUGGUCCACUUCGAUGGAUGGGAUGAACGGUAUGACUACUGGGUGGACAUCCAUUCUCCUUACAUUCAUUACAUCGAUUGGCAUCACGAAAAUGGUUACAACAUCACACCACCACCAGACUGGAACAAGGGUGAAUUCGAAUGGGUCAAGUACAUCCGGUUGAAGUCGCGCCGAAUUGGCAAGGCUAUUAUUCCGGCGGACCAGUCGCUUUUUGCCACUAGACAGCCAAUGGACUUCAAACCGGGCAUGAAGCUGGAGGUGGUGGAUCGCAAGAACCAAAUGCUCAUUCGGCCGGCGACGGUCGUGGCCACGGACGGGUACGAAAUUAAAGUAUGCUUCGAUGGUUGGCCAAAUUUUUACUCGUUCUGGAUCGAGGACGAUAGUUCGGACAUUCACCCGAUGAACUGGUGUAAGCGGACGUACCAUCCAAUCGAAUUCCCACCAGAUCAUCGACCUGCGUGUAUUAAAAGCACCUGCGAAGUUUCAUUCUGCCUAGGAAAAGGGAAUGCCAAAUUUUUAAGCAAACAACUGCACAACAGAGUAGCGGAAUGUCCCUACCGGACUAACAACUGGUUGUUGGAGGACAGGAAAAAGAUGCGAUUGAUGCAUGAACAAAUCCUCACCGUGAACAACUGCAGCACACCCCGCGAACCAAUUGUUCAAGAGAUUCCUCCGGCAAAGAAGAUCAAAAAGGAACCUGAAGAACCCAUCCCUACCCAACCUGAACGAACCCAUCAAAUGGACCCUUCGUUGAUACCGGCACUAAGGGCCAGUCGACCGACGUCAACCCAACCAUCGAAUGGUAGCGCUGCGCCGCUGGAUCCGCUAAUAAAAACGGCCCUUCCUGUAAUAGCGGACUUUGGUCCGCGGUUGAAGCAAUCCUACAAACUGUGGAAAUCUACCAGCCGGAUAUUGGACCGAUGUACGGACGGCAUUUCCGACUAUGAGCGAAACCCGCUGGGUUGGUCCGUAGAGGAUGUGGCUUCCUACGUGGAACGCUUUGCCGGCUGCUCCAUGGUAGGCAAUCAGAUACGGGAGGAGCAGAUCAACGGAAUGGCAUUCCUGAGUAUGACUCAGGAGGAUCUGGUCAAAUAUCUUGACGUUAAACUAGGGCCAGCUAUUAAGCUGUACAACCGGAUUAUACAUCUCAGGCAGCAAGUCGAACAGCAUUUCAUAAAAUUUUAAGAUUUAGAAUAAAAGUUUAGUCAUAGACUCCAAAUCAUGUUGAGGUAAAUGGUUUGUAUGUUAAAAGCAAUUGUCAUUCUUCUCUAAGAACUGUGAUCAACCAGAGCUUAGUACAAGAAUCAAGCAGAUCAAUAUCCGAAAGUUUAAAAUAUUUAGAAAGCCACACUAGGGCUCAAUAUGGUUUGCUCACGUUGUAAAUAAGUCAGUUCACUGUUUUCUUCCCUUUGUUCUCCCAACAAAAUAGGUAAGAAAUAUAAUAACAACAUUAUGAUGAAAUCAAAUUCGACUUGAUAAUAAAUCACACUGUUUUCUUCGAUAUUUCAAAUUGGUUGUAA